AUGAAGGAUGACGAGAACGCGACGGCCAGGAUGCAGAAAGUAAAGCUGGAGGACGGAAUCAACGGCGAUGCCGCAUCGCAGCAAGCCGACUCGGCCGCCACCGCCGUUGCAGACGCGACAAGGCUCGUCAGGCUCGAGGGCUCACCGUCGCCGUCCACUGAGGGCGGCAAGUCGCGAACCGAUGGUAACGCAACCCCCAACUCGACGUCGCGCCCGCGCCUGUCGCGCAAGUCAUCGCGCAAGGCCACACCGACCCGGGAACCGACCCUCUUCGACAGCCUCCCCAACAUGACCGCCGAGGCCUGCAGCUCCUUCCAGGUCAUCACCGACUGCCUCUACGGCUCCAAGCACUUGGGCUCGACCGAGAACGACGCGUUUGACUGCGAUUGUCGAGAAGAGUGGCAUGAUGGCGUCAACAUGGCGUGCGGCGAAGACUCGGACUGCAUCAACCGCGCGACAAAGAUGGAGUGCAGCGAAACAGCGGGCAACUGCGGAGGCGGCUGCCAGAAUCAACGCUUCCAGCGAAAACAAUAUGCCGAGGUGUCCGUCAUCAAGACGGAGAAGAAGGGAUAUGGCCUUCGCACCGACGCGGAUCUGGUCGCCCACGACUUUAUUUUCGAGUACAUUGGCGAGGUCAUCAACGAAGCCACGUUUCGACGGCGCAUGCUCCAGUACGACCGUGAAGGCAUCAAACACUUUUACUUCAUGUCACUGAACAAAAACGAGUUUGUCGACGCGACAAGGAAGGGCAACCUGGGCCGUUUUUGCAACCACUCGUGCGUCCCCAACUGCUACGUCGACAAGUGGGUGGUCGGUGACAAGUUGCGCAUGGGUAUCUUUGCGCUGCGCACAAUUCGCGCUGGCGAGGAGCUCGUGUUCAACUACAACGUCGAUCGGUACGGUGCCGACCCGCAACCGUGUUACUGUAAUGAGCUCAACUGCGUUGGCUUCAUCGGCGGCAAGACUCAGACGGAGCGCGCCACUAAGCUGCCUCAAGCUACUAUUGAAGCACUUGGUAUCGAUCUUGGCGAUGGAUGGGACACGACAGUUGCGAAGAAGGCGCGCAAGAAGCGUGCCGACGAGGAUGACGAGGACUAUGUCAGCAGCUUGCAGGCGCGUCCCCUUGAUGAGGAGGAUUCCCGCAAAGUCAUGGCCACCCUCAUGCAAUGCAAGGAGAAAUGGAUCGCUGUCAAGCUUCUUGAUCGUAUUCAACAGUCCGAGGAUGAGCGUGUAAUUCACAGUGUCAUGCGCAUGCACGCAUACCAGAUCCUCAAGACAACACUACAUACGUUUAGUGACGACCACAACGUGGUCUUGCAGGUGUUGUCGAUAUUGGACGCCUUUCCGCGUCUCACGAGGAACAAGAUUCAAGACUCCAACAUCGAGGCCACGGUCGAGGAACUUGCUACAUCGGAACAUGAGGACGUCUCAUCCAAGUCGAAGAAACUCCUGGACGACUGGAGCAAACUUGAGAUGGCGUACCGCAUCCGCAGACGCAAAUUCGAGCCUGGCAUGCAGACGCAAAGUAUAUAUGAGGACCGCCGGGGCGCGGCAAGGGAGGGAGAAGCAGCUGCAUCUACGCAAACCUCGCAGAACAAAGCCGCUUCCCACCAGCCCAUUAACGCCCCGAAGGGCCCUCGCAGCAACAUUCCACAAAGGAAUAACAACUUUCAUGCCGGAAACGGCCCUCGCCAACGGCAACGCUUCAACAACCAAGGACCGCUGCCACAAGGUUGGUUCUCUGCCAAGGACGCCAGUGGCAAUAUGUACUACUAUGAUAAACAAGGCACGACGACAUGGCAGCGUCCUACACUUCCGGCGGAUCAGACACCAAAGGUGCCGUCCAAGGCUCAACAAGAACAGCAGAUGAUUCAAAACAUCAUCGCCAGGGUGACCAAGGAGGGCACACCGAAAUCAACACCGCCACAACAGUCGCAAUCGCAGUCUUCAGACACCCCGAGCAAAGACUCUCGAUCAGAAAAGUGGCGAGCAUUGUCACAAGACAAGCAAAUGAAGAUUUACGAAAACACUGUUUUCCCUCACAUCAAAUAUGUUCUGGAUAAAUUUCGGCACAAAUUGCCCAAGGAUGACUUGAAACGUUUAGGCAAAGAACUUGCUAAGAAGCUGGUGGCCUCUGAUUACAAGAAUAGCCGCGUCGUGGACCCAACGGCCAAGUUGAACGAGAGGCAGGCACGCAAGAUCAAGACCUACGUAAAGGACUUCUUAGAUCGGGCCGUUCAGAAAUACGCGGCGCAAGUCAAGCAACAAGGCCCGGGCGAGGGCAGUGUCUCCGCGCAGAGCAGCGCAAUUGAGCUCUCCGGCGGCCCUGUCGACAUGGACAAGGGCGACGGCCCUGGGCUGAGUGACGUGGAAGCGGACGACUCGCCGGGUAGUCGCAAGCGCAAGCACGACGACGUGGCCGACGCAGACAUGCUAGACGUGACUCCCGCCGCGGACGGCCCGGAGAUGAAGCGCCUCAAGGAAGCGGAGGUGGGUGCGUCAACUCCUAGCCCGCCGCCGCCACCGCCCUCGCCGCCACCUCAAGACGAGGAGGACGCGGCGCUAACGGCGGAGCAAGAGGCGUUGCGGGAACAGGAGAGGGCCCUGGAGCGCGAGAACGAGGAGGCACAGCGACUGGCGGACGAGGAGGCGCAUCGGACGAACGGAGAGCAGGAGCAGACCCGAAAACAGGAGGUUCUGAGUCACUGA
This is a messenger RNA of Cordyceps fumosorosea ARSEF 2679, 2709 nucleotides long. RefSeq names its product histone H3 lysine 36 (K36) methyltransferase. Gene Ontology annotation, biological process: regulation of DNA-templated transcription. The transcript is spliced from 3 exons. Gene Ontology annotation, molecular function: protein binding; histone H3K36 methyltransferase activity. The record is from RefSeq and is a predicted model, not a curated record. NCBI's taxonomy places the organism in Eukaryota, Fungi, Ascomycota, Sordariomycetes, Hypocreales, Cordycipitaceae. Gene Ontology annotation, cellular component: chromatin; chromosome; nucleus. Bases 1 to 2709 code for a protein of 902 amino acids.